Molecule: messenger RNA, 860 nt
Organism: Erigeron canadensis
Lineage: Eukaryota; Viridiplantae; Streptophyta; Magnoliopsida; Asterales; Asteraceae
Product: lipid transfer protein EARLI 1-like
Exons: 1
Coding region: 170-682 (170 amino acids)
Source: RefSeq, a predicted model, not a curated record
CGUUAUUAAAUGACCAUUUACAUGUUGAUGUGUACCUUUUGGUGACAACAAAACUAGCUUGGGCUCUAAAGUCAUAAAAAGUUUUUUCACCUAUAUAAACCCCUUCAAUCCCUUAGCUUUACAUCCACCCAUCAUCCUCCAAUAUAAUCUAUUAGUUGCUCACUUAGAGAUGGCAUCAACCAAAAAUGCUUCAUUAGCUCUCUUUCUAGCACUCAAUCUUCUCUUUUUUGCCACGGUGAGUGCGUCUAGUAAUUGCGGUUGCCCUACCCCCAAACCAAAGCCACCACCAACGCCUAAACCAACACCACCAACACCUAAGCCAACACCAACACCUAAGCCAACACCAACACCUAAACCUACACCGCCAACGCCUAAACCAACACCAACGCCUAAACCAACGCCAACACCGACACCAUCUAAGCCUACUUGCCCUAAAGACAUUUUGAAACUUGCAGUGUGUGCCGAUCUUCUUGGAGGGUUGGUUGGUGUUGUAGUGGGUUCUUCAUCUAGUAAGCCAUGUUGCACCCUCAUCCAAGGCCUUGCUGAUCUUGACGCCGCCGUUUGCCUUUGCACUGCAAUCAAAGCUAAUGUUUUGGGAAUCAACCUUAAUGUGCCUAUUGCUCUUAGCCUGCUUUUAAAUACUUGUGACAAGAAAGUCCCAAGUGGUUUCAAAUGUUCAUAAGCUAGCGGAUGAUAUGAUCGCUAUAUAUAUGCGAUUUCUUUUAUAGCUAUAUGUGUUAUCAAACUUUCCCUUUUUCUGUCACCUAAGAAAGAGCUUACCUCUCCAUGCUUGCUUCUAGCAUUAAUUAUAUUUUGCAUCAAAGUGAAUAAAAUCCUAUGUUAUAGUUGUGUUUUUUAAA